GAGUGCUCUCAUUCCUUUGCGCCCAACCACCCCAAACCCUAGUACAACCUCUCCUCCGCUCUCCACCUCCCGAACUCUCUCGAACCUUCUUUGAUCUCUCAAUUCCGCCCUCCCACACUCCCCGCUCCCACUCCAAUUCCACCAAUUCAACCUCCUAUACUUCCAUUCAAGCUUUGCUUUGAAUCCCCGUCGCGUUCUGCAAUUCACUGGUUUGCUGCUGCUGAAGCUGUGGAGAGGAUCGAGUUGCAGAGGGGAAAAGAGGGUUUGAAUUUUAGCACUUGGCUUUUGUGAUCUGAAGUAGAAACAACAGGAACUUUGCUAUCCAUGUUAGAGUUGAUGGUAGUGUGUUGCUUCAAUAGACACUAACACAUGGAUCCUGAAGGCAAGAAGUUUGGAGGAGGACCUAGGGAACUUACCGGUGCUGUUGAUCUUAUAAGUCACUUCAAGUUGUUGCCUCACCAUGAGUUCUUCUGCAAGAGACCUCUUCCUUUGUCAAUUUCAGACACACAUUAUCUCCAUAAUGUGGUAGGUGAAACAGAAAUCAGGAAAGGAGAAGGGAUGCAAUUGGACCAGCUUCUUCAGAAUACAUCAUGUGCUAAUACCCGUAUACAGCCUUUUGAUCUAGAUGUUCUCAGAGAAGCUUUCCAGUUGAGGGAAACUGGUCCUGUUGAUCUGCCUCCUGGAGAGAAAGGGAUUCCUACAAUUGCUGGGAAAUCAAAAGGCGAAUCCAAAGAUAAGGAGAAGAAGCACAAAAAGCAUAAAGACAGAGAUAAGGACAAGGAAAAAGAGCAUAAGAAGCACAAACAUCGUCAUAAAGAUAAAGAUCGAAGUAAAGACAAAGACAAGGAAAAGAAGAAGGACAAAGAAGUGGGAGCUGACCACUCAAAGAAGCACCAUGAAAAGAAAAGGAAGCAUGAUGGAGAUGAAGAUCUUAAUGAUGUUCACAGACACAAAAAAAGUAAGCAUAAAAGCUCAAAAAUUGAUGAAGUCGGUGCAAUAAAAGUAGUAGGAUGAAAUGUUGGCAUUCUACGGUUCAUUUGUUGUAGAGAGUUAGGGGGGAUUCAAUUUAAGUUGCCAAAAUUGCUUGAGAGUAGCUUGUAAAAUGAUCAAGGAUGUAGAGAAGAUGGAAAUCCACCCAUUGGUGGAUAUUUUGUUCAAGGUAAAAGUCACUGAAAAUGAACUUCUUUGUAUGAUAACAUUUGGGCUAAUAUAAUUGCCAGUAGCAUAAAAAACGUUGAUGUUUCCUUUUUUAAUCAUUUUCGUAGUUUUUUUAGCUCAUUGGCAGACUCCACCUGUACACAGUUUGUAGUGUCUUUUAGAAGUCCAAAGCCUAAUUCUGAAAUCACUUGGAACCCAACACUCUGCAACUUUUAAUGGUAGAAAGAAUGGGAAGAGAUGGGAUUUCUUGAAUUAUUUCCAUUUGUUCCCUUGACAUCUAAUGAUUUACGAGAGUUGUGAGGCACGGAUUAUCCGAUGAAUCAUGAAAUCCUAAUCCCAAGCUUUCUUCCUAAGAUGUUCUCUUUGUACAUAGAAUGAAAGACAAAAAGGUAUUUUUGGUAUGGUACUGAAAUUAUAAAAACGCCCCUAAUAAAGUGCACUUUAUUUUAAUUUAAGUUUUGGGAAUGAAAUAGUUCAGAAAGUUAUUUUGGAUAGGGUACUAAAAUUAUAAAAACAGCCUUAAUAAAGUGCACUUUAUUUUAGUUCAUUAGUAAUGUUUGAGUAAUUUUAGUACUUAGACUCUAUUAUCUUUAUUCAGUCUGUAUUAAUAAACCGUGAAUUUGGCUGUUUUGUACUGCAAUCAGCUGUCAUAUCAUGUUGCUAAGUUAGUGGGAAGAAAUGGAAUUCAAUUCA
Rubroshorea leprosula is the source of this 1851-nucleotide messenger RNA. Lineage: Eukaryota; Viridiplantae; Streptophyta; Magnoliopsida; Malvales; Dipterocarpaceae. The record is from the annotation of a GenBank genome assembly.